AUGAAGCUGUUGAAAACCCUCUUCCUUGUGGCCUUGUUAAUGGCUUUGGCCAUUACUGAUCUGUCAGCAACUUCUUCAGAUUUUGAUGAAGAGCCAAAGUCUCUCCGAGGAACAAGCCGGUUCCUUUCCCAGAGUGGCAGGGUGGCGUUGACAUGUGAGAAGAACCCGAAGAUUUGCCUUGUUAAAGGUAGUGCAGGGCCUGAUUGCUGCAACAACAAGUGUGUGAAGUUUUCGACAGACAGACUUAACUGCGGGAGGUGUGGAAAGAAAUGCAGCUUCGGAAAAAUAUGCUGCGAAGGCAAGUGCGUGAACCCUAACACUAACGAGAAGCAUUGCGGCAAAUGUGGCAACAAGUGCAACGCCAAAGGUUCUUGUGUUUUGGGGAUGUGCAGCUAUGCAUAG
Messenger RNA from Sphenostylis stenocarpa, 402 nucleotides. Lineage: Eukaryota; Viridiplantae; Streptophyta; Magnoliopsida; Fabales; Fabaceae. The record is from the annotation of a GenBank genome assembly.